UUUUUAUUAUACGGCCGACGAUUAGGACUAUAAUGAUUGUUUGGAUAACAAGGCAUCUUAGGGUAAUAAAAUGGAGGAGGAAGCAAUGGUGGAUAGUUUGAUGGAAAAUACAUAAAUGGAUUUGUAUUGUAAUUAUAAUGACCAUUGGCCCCAUAAACACCACCAUAGUUAUAGCCUUGUUGUUGUUGUGGUGGUGGUAUACAGCAAAGAAACCAGAAUGGAAAUCAAAAUUCUGUUGCUACUACCACAACAAAUACGUUGCCACAAGGACAGCAGCAACAACAACAAUCAAAUAAUACUGGAAAUAAUCGCCCCCGAUCAAACACAAGAAUGACGACAUCAGCAUUUCGACGUCGACAAAAUCGACUUCAACAGCAACAACAACAACAACGGAAUAAUAAUCAAAUUCCGGUACAUCAAAAUCCUUUUGAUACAUUAGCUGUUGAAAAUAAUGAUAAAGAAGAGCCUGAAGUUCCAGUAAAUGAUUUUUCUUCUGUUAACAAGAACAAGAAGAAGAAAAAUAAUAACAAUAAUAAAAAGAAGAAGAAUGAAGGCAAUGUUUCAAAGACAAAACAUCGUCCAUACUUGAAUAUUGACAAAUUUGCUCAAUGGUUAUCAACGAAUUCAAAGACAAAGGAAGUCAUGAAAAGUUCUGGCAAUCAAUGCUUCGCUUUACAAGCUGCUCCAAUCUAUGAUGAAUGGAUUCGAUCAGAUUAUGAAGUACAAGUAUGGAGAGGUUACAAAAAAUUGGGUAUUACACAUAAUCAUUGGGCUAAAGAGGUUGUGAAUCGUACAAAGACACGUAAAAAUGAUACAUGUAUAGUCUUCGUUGAUAAGAAGAUUAAUCACUUCCAAAACAUAAUUGACCAAGCUCAUGUAAAAAUUAGUAAAUUACAACAUGAAUUAGGACAUUAUUGGUCACAAAUUCGAAGUAAGAAAGAUGUGUUUGUUACGUCUGCAGCAAGUACAACAACAACAACAACAUCAGUAGCCCCUCCUCCUUCUCUUUCUUUAGCAACUACUACGAAUAAUGACGAGAUUACUCCAUGGCAUUCUUUUGAAAGACUUUUAAUAUUGAAUCCAUUCUAUCGUAUCGACUUUGUAUUUUACGUUUAUCAUGAAUAG
Adineta ricciae is the source of this 1125-nucleotide messenger RNA. NCBI's taxonomy places the organism in Eukaryota, Metazoa, Rotifera, Eurotatoria, Adinetida, Adinetidae. The record is from the annotation of a GenBank genome assembly.